AUGUGCACUGCUUCAACAAUCCUGAACUGUGUUGCAAGGCUUGUACAACGGACUGAACAGCAGACUGCUCGUCCGCCAGCGCUGGUAACCAUGCGCGAAAUGUUCGAUUUUUCGCGCGAUUCCGCGCCCAACGGACUCCAGUCCGGUGGGCUGGAGAAACCGCGGUCCGUUCUGCGAAAUUCCGUUGUACGGGUGGUCUGUCCUGCGGGGACCCCGCCGUACAAGGAAAUCAAGCCCGCACAGAGUUUUGUAGGCCCAAGUAUAAAAGUACGAACAAAUAGUGGAGAAACAUCGUCAAUAAGUUUGUUUGAUGUCUCAACAGAGUAUCUCAGGUUAUUUUGCAAGCAGGCUUAUCGUGAAAAUAUUUUUAAAUAUAUGCUUAGUGAGACAACCUUAUAUUAA
Molecule: messenger RNA, 402 nt
Organism: Helobdella robusta
Lineage: Eukaryota; Metazoa; Annelida; Clitellata; Rhynchobdellida; Glossiphoniidae
Exons: 3
Coding region: 1-402 (133 amino acids)
Source: RefSeq, a predicted model, not a curated record